GUAUUUUAUUCUUUUAAAUAAACUGCUGUUCUCUCACAGGUGAAAGUCAUGAUCACGCUAACAGAACUCAAAUUCUUAGCAGAUGCUCAGUCAUCCUACCACAUACUAAAACCAUGGUGGGAUGUCUUCUGGUAUUACCUCACCAUGAUAAUGCUGCUAGUUGCUGUGCUUGCUGGAGCACUCCAGCUUACUCAAACCAGAGUGUUGUGUUGUCUUCCUUGCAAGCUAGAAUUUGACAAUCAUUGUGCCGUGCCUUGGGAUUUAAUUAAAACCAACCUUAACAUGUCUGCUAGCUCUACUGCACAGAUAAUCAUCCCACUUAAAAUCCAGAAUGAUCUCCAUCGGCAACAGUAUUCCUAUAUUGAUGCAGUAUGUUAUGAGAGACAGCUUCAUUGGUUUGCCAAAUUUUUUCCGUACCUAGUGCUUCUGCAUACCUUUAUUUUUGCAGCUUGCAGUAAUUUCUGGCUUUACUAUCCUAGUACAAGUUCCAGGCUUGAGCACUUCGUAGCAAUUCUUCAGAAGUGUUUUGAUUCUCCAUGGACAACGCGUGCCCUCUCAGAAACAGUUGCUGAGCAGUCUGUGAGGAAGUUGCCAGUUGCCAAAUCAAAAGCAGUGAUUUCAUCGCCUGGGAGUUCAGUAGAUGUAGGUGCCAGCAGACAGUCCCUGCCAUAUACACAACCUGGCUUGGAAACAACCGGAAGAGAAACUUCUUCAAGUGUUCUUGACAAAAAAGAAGGAGAACAGGCUAAAGCUAUAUUUGAAAAAGUGAAGAAAUUCAGAGUGCACGUUGAAGAGAAGGAUGUCAUAUACAGAGUGUAUAUGAAACAGAUCAUAGUCAAAGUCAUUGUGUUUGUAAUAAUAAUAAUUUAUGUUCCCUAUUAUUUAUCCUUUAUUAAACUUGAAAUUGAUUGCAUAGUUAAUGUACAAGCCUUUACAGGCUACAAAAGGUACCAGUGUGUUUAUUCGCUAGCAGAAAUUUUUAAAGUUUUGGCUUCAUUUUAUGUUGUUUUGGUGAUCUUCUAUGGCUUAACUUGUACAUAUAGCUUGUGGUGGAUGUUAAGAAGCUCACUUAAGCAAUAUUCUUUUGAGAAGUUGAGAGAGAAAAGUAACUACAGCGAUAUACCUGAUGUAAAGAAUGACUUUGCAUUUAUUCUCCACUUGGCAGACCAGUAUGAUCCUCUUUAUUCCCAACGAUUUUCAAUAUUCUUGUCUGAUUUGAGUGAAAACAAACUGAAACAGAUCAAUCUGAACAAUGAAUGGUCAGUGGAAAAACUGAAAAAUAAGCUAGUAAGAAAUUCCCAGGACAAGGUUGAACUGCACCUUUUCAUGUUAAGCGGUCUUCCAGACAGUGUCUUUGAACUGACAGAAAUAGAAGUCCUAAGCUUGGAACUUAUUCCUGAAGCGAAGCUUCCUUCAGCUGUGACCCAGCUAGUCAAUCUCAAAGAUCUCAAUGUUUAUCAUUCAUCAAUAACUAUGGAUUUUCCAGCAGUGAGCUUUUUAGAAGAAAAUCUGAAAACGUUGCGUCUGAAAUCUAGUGAGAUGGGAAGAAUUCCAUUUUGGGUGUUUCAUCUGAAAAACCUCAAAGAAUUGUGCUUAACAGGAUACUUCAUGCUUGAUCAUCACAACUCCAUUUACAAUGAAAGCUUUCAGGGGCUAAAAAAUCUAAGAUCAAUUCACUUAAAAAACAACCUUUCUCGCAUACCUCAGGUGGUUACAGAUCUGCCUUCUUUGCAACACUUAUCUAUCAACAACGAGGGGAAUAAACUCAUAGUGCUAAACAACUUGAAGAAGCUUGUGAAUUUGAGAACCUUGGAAUUAAUCUGCUGUGAUCUGGAGCGCAUUCCUCAUUCCAUUUUUACCCUAAACAACUUGCAUGAAAUUGACUUAAGAGAAAAUAAUCUCAGAACCGUGGAAGAAAUCAUUAGCUUUCAACACCUUAAGAACUUGUCUUGCUUAAAGUUGUGGCACAACAGUAUUUCAUAUAUCCCAGUGCAAAUUGGUGCGUUAUCAAACCUGGAACAAUUGUAUCUAAAUUACAAUAAUAUUAAAGAUGUUCCAUUGCAGCUGUUUCUUUGCAAAAAGUUACAAUAUUUGGAUCUUAGCUAUAAUAAGCUAACCUCCAUCCCUGAAGAAAUCGGUUAUCUGAGCAACUUACAGUACUUGGCUUUGACUAAAAACCAUAUUGAAAUGUUGCCUGAUAGACUGUUCCAGUGCAAAAAGCUGCAAUUUCUUCUUCUAGGAAAUAACAGUCUGAUGAAUUUAUCCCCUCUUGUGGGCCAGCUACUGAAUCUUGUUCACUUAGAGCUCAUUGGAAACUAUCUUGAAUCGCUUCCCACUGAACUGGAAGAAUGUCAGUUCCUAAAACGGAAUAGUCUAAUUGUAGAAGAAAGGUUGUUAAAAACGCUUCCACCUCGUGUAAGAGAUCGCUUGCAGACCAGCUCAGAUAAGUGCUAAGCUUGAACUAAAACUCGGCAUCAGUGCAUCCUGUAAGCCUUCUUGCUUAAUACUCUCUAAAGAUCUGUAUAGAUGGAGAGAAUAGCAGUUUACAGAUUAGUCUUAAAUGCAUUGAACAGAGUUGAUUGUAUUGGGAAAGAAAAACAUACUUAAAUGAAAAAUACAGCCUUUGACAGGUAAUCAAAUGUUUAGAAAAUCUGAAAUAUGAAUUGCUGGUUGGAUUCUACUGGUUGAAAUAAUUUGGUUAAAUGCUAAUGUAUUGGAAUGGAAGAGUUGAUUGCCUGGCUAUUAUGAGUUUGUAUAUACUUUCUUUCCUAUGAGGAAACUUUUUGCUGUUGGUAGUGAUAAUUUUAAACAGUUUCAUCUCCUGCCAUACGAGGCCUAAGAACUAUCUGGAAUUAGUUUCUAAAUGCAAAGUCUUCACUAACUUAGAAUGCUAAAUAAAUUUAAACUUUUGGAGCAGUUCAAUUGCAUGGGACAUACUGAGAAUCUUUUUCACGGUACCUUAAUUUUUGGAGGUUUUUGACAAGUACUGAGUGUUAAUGCUAUAAUUGUGGAAGAUGCUAUUUAAAUCUUCCUAGUAAAGCCAGUUGGGCAACAAUACCUGAAACCAGUUUCAAUAUUUUGUCUUAAAGAUAGUAAGUGCAAAACAAAACAUUGCCUAGAAAUUUGGACGAAUCAGGACAAUCUAGAGUAAGUGUUGUGCAUGUGUACUAAUCAAAUUUUACAGUACUGAUCAUAAAGUUGGCAAACAGCACAAAAUUAUAAAGUUGUCUUCUGUAUGUUGUGAGCAUCCCAAGUGUUAAGUGUAAUGUAUGUUGCAAUUUAAUAUUUUUCAAUAGCCUCUCAUUUACUGACUGCCUCAAUGUUUCUUCUCCAUGCCCAGUUAUGAUAUUUUAGUGGCUGGGAAGAGAAUGAAAGAGGUUUAAGACUGAAAGACACAGUUAGAACAUACCAAAUAAAUCACAUACUUAAUAAGUACUUGAGAAGGAAAAAUAAGAAUUAUAAGCCUUGUCUCUUCUGGGAAUGGAAUAACUUCAUAAAUUACAGUGAUGAAAUUAGUUCAUAUGCCAUCCUUAAUACUUCCAACACUGGAUGGAAAUAAAAUGGUUCCUGACUUCAUUCAUUCUUCUGCUGUGCACUGUUUUAUUGUGUUUGGAGACUUAACUCUGGAGACAUCAUGUUCACUUUGACAGUUCUCCCUCUGGUGGGGGUGUUGGGGGGGGAGGGGAGGGAGAAGUAUGCAUUCCCAAACCCUUAGACUUGAAAGCUUCUUUGUAGUAUCUUGAAGUUCUUGAAAACAUAAUCUGCUACAGUGAAAUCGAUAAGUUAAACUGUGCUCUUAACUACUGCGUUUUCAUCAAGUGUGCUAACUAUGCAUUCUGGUUUGUAAACAUAAGUAAUCACAGAUAAGCCAGUUCUAGUACUAGGGUGCUUCUAGUCAUCUCUUCCCAUUUCAGUGUCACUUACAUGGAGAAUAAGGUCUGUUUUGAAAAUAGAAGCAAAUCUGAUCAGUGUGAAAGCAGGAGAUAUCUCUAUAGUAGCAGUGCAAGAGGUAUGUUUAUUCACUGUACUGAUGGUGUUCCAAAGACUUCUGUAGAUAGAACACUUUUUUUUCUCAGGGAGCCAAUGCGUUGUAACUUAUAUUUUAUGUAGUUCUAGAAAUGUUUAGUGUAAGCUGAUUAACUGUAUUCAUGUGCAGACCAGUACAGCUGGAGUAAUCUUUCAUAGCAUCCAUAUGCAGCUUUCUCAAACUACUUACAUCUGAUUUUGAGUUGCAUAAUAGUUCAUAGGUAUUGAUGUGGUUUGCAAACAGCCAGUUGUGCUGGUCAUGGUAAAAAUAUGAUUUAAAUGCAGUACACUGAUAUGCACCCCUGUGGCUGGAGUUUUGUUAAUAAUUGCAGUGGAUCCCUGUCAGGACUUUGUAACUUAACACUGGAGAAUGCUUCGUGGCAGAAUUUGACACGCAAGGCUUGCAGCCAAGUAAUUUAAAAGAAAAAAAGAUUGAGCAAGUGUUUUCUUUAAGGCUUUUUUGAAAUGAGAAAGCUGUGUUGAAAGUUAAAUAGGUGUGUAUAUGGCUUUGUCCAAUACCUUCAACUUUUUAGUAGCGGAUCUGUCCCCUUUAUCAACACAACAGACAGAUGAAUGAUGAUAUCUGUGUGCAUUUCUAUUUCACUUUGACAAAACUAGCGUAAGCUUUGAAUGGUACUUCAUUUCUAAACUGCAUAACCUCCAGUCCUUUCAACCAGUAAGAAAUGCAUGAGUAUGCACUUGUUUUACAGUUUUAAGUUGCAUUUUUUUGUUCAGGAUUAUUUUUUCAAUCUGAGCCACUUCAAGAGGAUUGGAUUUUUUUUUACUGUAUGCUUGAGUGUUCACAAGACAUCCAGAGAAAGGCCAGAGUUUAAUGGCUAGAAUCUCCAGCCUUGUUUUCAAUCCGCAGUGUGCCUUUAUUACCCAUUUUGUACCAUUAAGCACAAUUCUAGUGCUUAGAAAUGGAGACAAAAACAACUCUAAAUUUCAUACACUUAUUUCAAUCAUGACCUUAAUAUUUAAUAUUUCUUCAAACUGAGGAGGUUUUCAGGGAAUCAGUAUAAAUACACUAUCAUAAGCUUUGUACAACAAGCAGUGCUGGCAUUUAGUCUUUGUAUUUAGUAAUUGCUUUCAAUCAAAAGUUUUUCAAGUUGUUUCAGUGUUGUGUUGACCCUUGUAUUGUGAUCUUCCGUAUCUUGAAUGCUUUUUUAAAAAAAAUAAAUUUUUUUGUAUUACAA
This is a messenger RNA of Lagopus leucura (white-tailed ptarmigan), 5222 nucleotides long. Its product is annotated as volume-regulated anion channel subunit LRRC8B-like. Gene Ontology annotation, molecular function: protein binding. The coding region runs from base 49 to 2454 and encodes 801 amino acids. The record is from RefSeq and is a predicted model, not a curated record. The transcript has 3 exons. NCBI's taxonomy places the organism in Eukaryota, Metazoa, Chordata, Aves, Galliformes, Phasianidae.